UAGGGUUUAAUAGGUCAUAUAACGUUAACCUGCAUUCACAAAUGUAACACAUUUAUAAUACAAAUGUAAGGCUGGUUUCAUUCAGUUUUCAGUCGUCAGUGUGUUGAAGUAAAUUAUCUUGUUCUGAAUUAUUUCGCCGACGAAAUCUUAAUGGUAGGCUACGAGCUAGCAGGGAAGCUUCUUCAUUAGCUACAACUUAACCUCAAGUUUUUUAUAGCUAGCUAACAGUUGUCGACGUGAAUGAUCAACCUGCAAUCUCGCCCCUGGUCAUCGAAGGGAAAUAUACCUGAAAAAGGCAUGUAAUGUGAUUUGUGACAGAGUGUACCAGAAAUGAGUUGCACUUUCCACCUCCUGGUUUCCCGCAGUGACUUCUACCAUGGCGGGUUUCUGCUCUUUUCUCGACAGUCUAUGUUGCCCAGAAUGCUCAGUUCCAAGCCCCAGAUCAGCCGCAGCCUACAAGAGAGCUACAGGCUGUUGCAAUUGCCUGACGAGGGACAUGAAAGUCCUGCUCAGGUGAAAGAGGCAUACUUGCGCCUCGCCAAGCUUUACCACCCAGACUCUGGGGCUCCGACUGCAGAUGCAGUGCUGUUUGCUCGUGUUGAAGAGGCCUAUCGUGCUGUGCUGGCACAUCAGAGCAAGACCAAGCAACCUGAUGAGGGGAAAGAAGUGGAAGAUGAGGAUAAGUCCAGAGGUACAGCAUUUCCACACAGACACUACCUCAGUUACGAGGGUGUGGGUUUGGGCACGCCCAGCCAGCGUGAGCGUCAGUACCGGCAGAUUCGCAUCGACCGGGCAUCUGAGCAGGUUUUGAACUACCGUCAGAGGGAGCAUGAGAGGGCUGCCGCUGCAGAAGGGAUGCUUGUGGAGCGGGAUGUACGUCAGCGCAGCCGAAAGAUCAGGAUCACCCAGGCUGUGGAACGGCUUGUGGAGGACCUGAUCCAGGAGUCCAUGGCCCGAGGAGACUUCAGGAACCUGAGUGGCACUGGAAAGCCCCUUAACAAGUUUGAGCACAAUCCAUACGCUGAUCCUAUGACCCACAACCUUAACCGCAUCCUCAUAGAUAAUGGUUACCAGCCACCCUGGGUCGUUACUCAACGAGACAUCCGAGAGACCACUGCACAGAUCCGAAACAGGUUAUUAGAGGGGAGGGCCAGGCUCGGCGACCCCAUGACCCCCAAAGAGAACAGCCAAUGGGAGCAACUGUGUGCAUCUGUAGCGGAGGAGUUGGUGAAACUUAACAAGACAGUGGACAGUUACAACCUCAUCGUACCGAUGCUCAACAUGCAAAUGGUUCACUUCAGUUUGUCACGAGAGAUUGACCGUGCUGUGAAGGGUGCCUGUCAACACAGACUGGACCAGCAGAGAGAGAGAGAAAAGGAGAGAGAUAGGAGAAAGGAAGAGAAAAAAAGAGCGAAUGCAGAAACUAUGCCUAAAAACACCAAACAGGGCCUAAUGUAUUGGAUGAAGCAUGUGCUCAGAUUAAAACACUAGAACUCUGAAUCUAAGAGAGCAGAAAAAUUAUUUGAGAUAAGUGUUUAAUUAGUUUGCACUCAAACCAAUCAUUACAGUCCAAAGGGCAACCAUUUCAGACAGACCUGUUCACCUGCUUUUUUUCUAAACACUCUGAAUCAAAGUCAGGGACAAUGGUGCCAUAGAUUUAACUCUGUGUUACUACUGUUAUUGUCCAGAUAUGCAGGAUUGUCAUCAGGUGUUUGUGGAAGAGCAGUGUUAACUGUAAAGUGUGAGAAACAGCACGUGUUGAUUACUAAACUUAGAGCAUGAGACAAUUUGAGGAUCCAAGUGUUUCUGUGAAAUUUCUGAUCAGAAAAUUUAAAAAAAAAAUCUUGUGUUACAGAGUUUUACAUUUUUGAAUGUGAGAAAUGUUUAAAUAGCUGAAUGUCUCGUUCUAGUCUGGCAGCUGCUCCAGCGUUGCGGGGUUGCAGAUGACGAUGGGCUCUUUUCUGCCGGCUCCAUUGCUUGCAGCUUCCCCGUGCAGAGCUUGAGCCACGGCCCUGGGCGGAGUAAUUACCUUGGUCCAGUCGUGGGCAAUGUACUGGUGGUACGGAUCAUGAGAGCUCUCCAGCUUCUUGGAGCGAAUGUAGCUGAGCAUGAUGCCGAAUGUGAAGAAGCUGAACAUGCCAACCACCAAGAUGAUAUACAUCAUGCCCUGAGACUGAGCGUGGGCCCGGGCUCCAGUCUGCGCAGCCGGCUGGGUAGUGUAGUUCUGAGGUAUCUGCGGAGACAGUAUACUGGUGCUGUUGAGGCAGUGCUGCAGGAAGGAGAGCAGGAGCGACUGCAGCUCUGUUGCGUUGAUGUGUGACAUCGCUGACCUCUGCUGGAUGCUCAGCAAACUGCAACUGAGGAGGAAGAGACGUAAGCAAAAGAUUCAUGUCAACGUAAAGAUCACUUUAUUUCUGCAUAAAUUACACAAUUUCACUAUUGCAUUAAGUAGCUUAAUUAAUAACUGAAUGAUUACUGCAAACCUGCCUAAGCAGUGAAAGAGAAAACAGACAAACAAGAAAAAGAUGAUUUCUGAAUGGCAGAUCACAAGUUAAAAUAUUUGACAUGUUUUCCUUCAAAAUAGACUUUGAUAGAAUGAGAGCAUAUUAAGACAGCAGAAAAAGUAAGAAGCAUAAUAAUCAAGAAUGGGACUAUGUCAGAGUGAGAAAAAUGAACCACAUCUUACAGUGAUUUUCAAUAAAACCCAUGUGUCCAGAAUUAAUAAAUGAGUAUUGAGUGACA
Messenger RNA from Etheostoma spectabile (orangethroat darter), 2742 nucleotides. RefSeq names its product DnaJ (Hsp40) homolog, subfamily C, member 28 (gene dnajc28). NCBI's taxonomy places the organism in Eukaryota, Metazoa, Chordata, Actinopteri, Perciformes, Percidae. The record is from RefSeq and is a predicted model, not a curated record. The transcript is spliced from 2 exons. The coding region runs from base 331 to 1491 and encodes 386 amino acids.